This is a messenger RNA of Sander lucioperca (pikeperch), 3323 nucleotides long. RefSeq names its product endochitinase A. The coding region runs from base 209 to 1894 and encodes 561 amino acids. Gene Ontology annotation, biological process: proton motive force-driven mitochondrial ATP synthesis. NCBI's taxonomy places the organism in Eukaryota, Metazoa, Chordata, Actinopteri, Perciformes, Percidae. Gene Ontology annotation, molecular function: proton-transporting ATP synthase activity, rotational mechanism. The record is from RefSeq and is a predicted model, not a curated record. The transcript has 5 exons.
UACCUCCUACAGGGUCCUUCCCUGAUAACAGCAACAGUUUUACGAGCUGAAUGUGAGAAUGUGUCUUAACUAAAAGUGUUUAAAAGAGACAACCCCUGCGUAUAAAUGUGAUAAUUGAUUAUUGUUUGACGCUGGUACAACUUUCCUGUUCUAACUUUUUUGGAAACAUGAUUCAACCUGAUUGCCUGUUUUUACAGACGCAUGCAAAAUGAGUUCUGAGGUGUGCCCAUUCUGCGGGAAAACUUACAAAAGGUUGAAGAGUCACCUGCCACAUUGCAAGGCAGCAGCAAGCUCCAAAACACCUCCAACCAAACAUGAUGUCACAGUGAAUCAGACAACACUGUCUUCUCAGUUGGCCGCUCUAUUGUCCAAACCGACAGCAAAGUCCACACAGACAUUGUCAAUAACGGCAAAUCCACUAUCAAAGAAGAGUAAAAAGAUGUCUGUGGUAUCAUCAGCACCAUCAAAUGCAUCAUCUUCGUCAGAGUCAUCAUUGCUGAGUUCUGCAUCACUUUUACCAUCAACUAAGAAGAAGAAACAGAAGCUGUCCGAUCAAAUCAAGACAGCCAACAUGCCCUCCUCCACAACCAUUUCCCUCACCUCCUCCCCAUCACUACCUCUGUCUCCCACCACCUCUAAGCCCAAAAAGCAGAGUCUCCGCGCUUUGAUAGAAGCUGCAAAAUCCAAACAGGUUUCUAAGGGAUCACUGAAGGGAAGUAGAUCUGCCUCAGAGGACCUGCCUUUAGGUUCAACUCCAUUUGUGGAGGAUCCUUUCAGCUCCAGAAUUACAGCUGGGACCAAAACUAAUCCCGACAAAGACUCGAUAAAAGAUGACGCUCAUCCUGCUUUUCAGUCCACAGACACCAAACCCAAAGCUGUCUCUAAAAUGAAGGUUUCUAAGACGAAGAAGGCUGCACAAUCCCUUUCCAAAACCAAAGAUACCUCUAGCUCUCUGGACUCUAAAGUAAAUGAAACUACUAGUGCAAGAGCCCAUGACGACUUCUUGGUGGACAACGAGUGGGAAGUCGAGGAUUUAUAUGUGAAUAAGAUGCUCUUGAAAUCAGGAAGUGGUCACCAGGCCAGGAUUACCCUCCAGGAUGUUAAAGCCACGUUAGGCCGAGCUAACGCCACCCGUCAGUCUAGCAGGCCAAGCAUCCUGAGCCAGAUUGAAACUACUGAUGAUCGAAGCAGCAAAAUCCGACUUGGUACAAGUCUCAGUCCAGUUCCACUUCCAACAGGGAAUCAAGGUAGCUGUUUGGUAACAACUAAAGCUCUGUCAGAUCAGCCGCCCUGCAACAGUUCACAACAUACAGAGCUACAGGCAGUUAAGAGACAAAGUUCAAAGUCUGAACAAGCAACUUUACUCCCCCUGCAACAGCCUGAACUAACCUCCCCUGCUGCUCCUCUCUUUUCUGGCCAUCUAUCGUCUCUGAUGAGCAAAGCCACAUCCCCUCCACAUACUGUCAGCAUGAAUGAGGGGCUGAAGGUGACAGGACUCCUUACGAUAUCACCAUCACUCACAAAGUUGUCUAGCCCUUUGCUGGCGGCGAGGGUGGAGACAUUGAGAGCUGAUGAUGGGUUGAAGUCGCAGCUCGAGGUCAGGAAACAAAACACUGCUGAUAAUGGAACUAAAGUAGGUGGUCUGACACAGCGGAGUCUUGGACAGGUGAGACUGAGGGAGUUGCCUGAGUGGCUGGCCUGCAGAACGCCCAGCCAUCCAAAAGAUGUGGUGGAAAUGGUGCAAAGAGGCUGGCAGUGGUAUUACAAGAGGUAUAUUGAUGUGAAGAAAGGUGGUGUAGGUGGAGUGGGCAUGUUGUUAGCAGGCUACUGCGUGCUCGGCUACAUCUGGAGUUACCCUCAUAUAAAGCGUGAUCGCUGGAGGAAGUACCACUAAUGUCAAGGGAAGAUGUUUGGAUAAGCGUGACUCUGUACGAGGGAACAGCAGCUUUGACAGAGGGAGGGUUCAGGACUUUAAGACAUCCAUCUCUUAAUAAUAUCUUAUUUAUCCAGAUCCAAACAUUUCCACAGGGUUUAUGUCCGAGAAAUUGAUUGAAAUUGAUUGGCGUCAAAUCAAAAGUUAAACAAUUUAGAUAAUGCACUUAUUUGUUUGAUUUAGAUGACAAGAUCCAUAUGACUGUCAUGUCUGUCCGUUAAAUAUAAAGCCUCCGCCAGCAGCUGAUUAGCUUAGCUUAGCUUAGCAUAAAGACUGGAAACAAGGGAAACAGCUAGCCUGGCUCUGUCCAAAAGAAACAAAAUUUUACCUACCUGCACCUUUUAAAGCUCACUGAUUAACCCGUUCUUAUAACUUGUUUUUCAAAUCCGUACAAUUUAAUCAGGAUACCAUGACCAGUAACUUCCUGGUUUCUCCGCUGGUUGCCUGGUCACUGCUCAGAGUCAGUAGUCCUUGACAAAUUGUCUUUUUUUUUUUACACUUCAGUUUUUGGUCCAGAUUAAACAAACGAGCCAUAAUAAAGCCAAAUUGGGUUACCCUUUGAUAGAGCCAGAGUAGCUGUUUCCCUCGGUUUCCAGUCUUUAUGCUAAGCUAAGCUAACCUGCUGCUGGCUGUAGCUUCAUAUUUAAUGGACAGUUAUGAGAGUAUGGUGUCAAUACCCAAUAUGAGUCGAGUGCAGAUGUGAGUUGCGCAUGCGUCACUUUGCGACAGCCCCACACAGGUAGGCUAGGCUAGACCCGUUCUCUUAAUACAUCCAUGGCUAGACCAGAUUUCAUGCAGAUCUGCUGUUUUGCUGUUAGCCACAGAAUAAUGAGAUAGGUACAUUACAUAGCAGUAAUUUAUGAUUUAGCGUAAGGCAUCACAUUUUCACGGCAUGAUCCCUGAUGUCAGUUCUAGAUUAAGGCUGAAGUAGCCUACAAGAACCUGCUAACGAGAGACUUCUGUAAUGUCAAUACAAUAAAAAUGGACCUACAUAACGAAGUUCGUUCACUGCUGGCUACAAGUUAGCAAUCAAUCACAACAAAGGCUGUCACUAGAAUGGCGUUUUGAACUAACAAUCGCAAUCAAACAAUCAUAGAUAGCUAAAACGUUUGCCGGAUCCGGAUCCCUUGGCGUUAUGCCGUAAACCGUUUAAAUCUGAGCAUGUGUAACUCACAUCUGCACUCGACUCACAUCGGGUAGUGACAAUGGUAUCUAUCAUCUUACUUAACUCUUUGCCAUAAAGGAAAUAAGCAAAUUUCCCAAAAUGUCUAACUUUUCUUUAACAACUGGAAGAGUUGUGAUUCUGAUACCAGCCGUUUCAUUCUCAACUGAUUUGCACCUGCAUAGGGCAUCUGAAAUAAAAGCCUGUGGGCACUGCAUUAUUUAUUUA